AUGAAGACUGCUUUUGCCGCCCUGUCGUCUUUUGCGACGCUCACGAGCGCCGCCCGUCUGCUCCUCCAAAUUCCCAACACGCCCCUCGUAAACCCCUCCACCCUGACCUCUACCACACACGCAACCUUGCAGUCGUCGGGCCCGCCCAUCGAUGCCUACCUUACGCGCGCCAACACCUUCAAUUUCAACAACGUGAGCGUAGGCAGCUACCUUGCCACCGUACAUUGUCGCGAUUAUGCUUUUGAGCCACUGAGAAUUGAUGUCACCCUGGAGGAGGCUGUCGAAGGCAGCGGAGACAAGAAGGAGGUUAUCAGGGCCUGGCAGACCUUCCUAGGAAAUGAGUGGGACAACAAGGGCGAGAACCGUGGUGAGGGCGGAAAUGGGCUUGUCAUCGAGGCAAGACCGGUGGCACCCAAGUACUUUUAUCAAGAAAGACAAGGCUUCUCACCACUAUCUUUCUUGAAGAACCCCAUGAUUCUCAUGGCUAUUGUUUCCAUGGGUCUCAUCUUUGGCAUGCCCAAGCUGAUGGAGAAUAUGGAUCCUGAAAUGAAGGAGGAAUUUGAGCAAAUGCAAAAGAAUGGUGUCUUGGGCUCCGGCUCCACCAACACCGCCCAGCAGAUACAAAACUUUGACCUUGCCUCAUGGAUGGCUGGCAAAACAGAUGCGGGAACCACGAGCGCAAACGCAAAUGCUCCAAGCCCCGGGCAAGCGAAGAAACGGUAA
This is a messenger RNA of Bipolaris zeicola 26-R-13, 723 nucleotides long. RefSeq lists its product as uncharacterized. The record is from RefSeq and is a predicted model, not a curated record. Gene Ontology annotation, cellular component: EMC complex. NCBI's taxonomy places the organism in Eukaryota, Fungi, Ascomycota, Dothideomycetes, Pleosporales, Pleosporaceae. The transcript is spliced from 3 exons. The coding region runs from base 1 to 723 and encodes 240 amino acids.